Seminavis robusta is the source of this 477-nucleotide messenger RNA. NCBI's taxonomy places the organism in Eukaryota, Bacillariophyta, Bacillariophyceae, Naviculales, Naviculaceae. The record is from the annotation of a GenBank genome assembly.
GUUGAAGUCUCCCACAGGAGCUGAUCAGAGUUGAUCAUGGAAGACCCUGCAGGAGGGCGGACUGGUACCGGAGACGCGGAUCUCAUGGACAGAAUCAGAGAGCUUGAGGAGGACUUAACUAGGACUCAAGAAGAGCUCGCAAGAAUCACAUCAACUGAUGAUGAAGCAGCUCAAGAAGCAACUGACAAUGAUGGCCCACCAAGCGAUGAUCCAGAUGGUGAAAUGGCUUACAAACUUGCUGAGUUGGUUGCCGCAUCAGUGACUAAGGUGCUGAAGGGAGAUGUGAAUCAACACUCAUCUACCCCCAUCACUGCUCCUAUCAUAGUAGAAGUUGGAGGCUCCAAAACAAUUCGCAUGGGUGGUAUUCCUAAGGCAGAUUGGUCCGGCUUGGAAUCUCCAACCCUCAGAGUCCACUCUGGGCAGUAUAGGAGUCUGGAUAGAACCACACUGGAAACGAAAAACUCUGCCAAACAAUGA